Molecule: messenger RNA, 1100 nt
Organism: Polistes dominula (European paper wasp)
Lineage: Eukaryota; Metazoa; Arthropoda; Insecta; Hymenoptera; Vespidae
Gene: mRpL44
Product: mitochondrial ribosomal protein L44
Biological process (GO): RNA processing
Molecular function (GO): double-stranded RNA binding; ribonuclease III activity
Source: RefSeq, a predicted model, not a curated record
UGUAACUAGAAUGCAACAAUAAUAGUAUACAUGAUUUUUUAAGGUUAUGAAGAUUUAAUUCUACAAUAAAUUAUAAAGUAUUUAAUUAAUUAAAUAAUAAAAAUGAAUGCCGUGCGUUUAUUGACAAAAACUUUUGCUAUCAACAGAUGUUACAGACCGUUACAAUUUGAAAGUAGAAGAUUUAUAAAACGAUUUGUUGCUCCUACACUAAUAGAAAUUACACGUAGACAAAAAAAAUUGGGUCCUCAACCAGAACCCAUUCGUAGUAAUUUUUUAGAAUGGAACAGAGGUAGUGAACUUUACUCGUUUAACGCAAGACUCAAUGAAAAAUUUGACAAGUCGUUGUUAGAACAAGCAUUUAUUCAUAGAUCUUAUGUCAUCAAAGAAGAAGAAAGUCUAAAGAAACAAGGAAUACAAGAUCCUAAACUUGACCUAACCGAUAAUAGAGAACUUAUAGAAAAUGGAAGAACGUUUGUUUCUAAAGUCAUACAAAAAUAUUUGCAUGAAACUUUACCUAAUUUACCGGACGAUGGUGUUAUGGCUAUACACAAUUAUCUUAUGAGCGAAGAAUGUUUGGCCAACGCUUCUAAACACAUUGGAACCAAAGAAUUAAUAUUAACUGUGGAACAUCCUGUUUCAAAAGAAACAUUAGCUAAUACAUUUCUAGCACUUGUAGCAGCACUCAUCGAAAGUGUAGAUGCCAAUCACGCUGCAAUAUUUGUUCGUGAUUUUUUAAUAACAAUAUUGGCGGAUAAAGAAUUACCAAGUGUAUGGAUUCCAAGUAAUCCUUUACAAGAAUUAAACGACCUUCUUUCAAAAGAAGGUAGAGGUCUUGCAGAACCAAGAAUUAUUGGUGAAGCUGGAGUUAAUACACUUUUAGCUUCAUAUCAUGUUGCUGUUUAUUCUGAUAAACAAUGUUUAGGCAUCGGAUGUGGUGUGACUGUCAACGAAGCUAAAGAAGUCGCUUUAAUUGAUGCUUUAUGCAAAAUAUAUGGAUUAGCAGAUUCUAGUAAACCAAUAAGGUUUGAUAAAGUUAUUGAAAUGGAGUAGCAAUAGAUGGUAUGAUAUUAAUUUUUGUAAAGAUAAUUUAAAAUAAUUUA